UGCACAUUUCAGAAUAGUUUGUACAUGUAGAUAAAUACAUGUAUGUCAGAAAAAACAUAGAGAGUCGUGUUUCUUGUGCAACCAAAGUUGAAAUCACUGGCUUCACUUCGUCAGUUCAGGGGGUAUUUUGAAACCUUUGCAUGUACAUGUAUCUGCCUUUGUAGUGGAAAGAAGCUAAUGGUUGUUGCUUUUAAAGGAAUGAGCAAGUAUAUGUACGGCAUGUAAAAAGUACAUCAGUGAACAUACAUUUGCAGGGUUAACCUUAACACCAUGACUGUUUUCCCAGGAACAUCAUUGCUCAUUUUCAAAAUUGUGAAGUCUGGUGCUUGUCAAUAAGUCAGUUGACGUUGCUUUUUGAAAACUGAGCCAACUCAUCAUGGAAGAUGACAGUGAUGUACAGUUUUACCUGUCGCUUAGGAAUCAAAGAGAAUUCAGAAAUUCACAUGGAGUCAUGACGUCAGAGUUUUAGUUUGAAAAAGUACUGGUUUAUUAUUCAUUGUUUCUCCUGCAAUAUGUUACCAACUUUUCAGUGACAGAUUACAUUUGGAUAAGAAUGCUGUAAGAUGUGAACACUUUUGAAAUUCUGAAAUAAACACACACGCACAAAGCUUCCAAAACCUAAAUACCAUUGACAGUAUCACUUCGCAGACAUGAAAUCAGCCACAUUUUAUUUGCAAGUUUUUGAUGAAGAAAAUCUCUUUAUCUUUUUGUUACAGGUCAAUCCGAUCUUUCGUUGUGAAGAUUUCAUCUUCUUUAUGAUUCCUGGCUCUUUAGUUUUUGUUGGAAGUUAAGUCUUAGUUCUACAUGGACAUGUACCCAUAAUCUGCAUACAAGUGACACAUACUGUACAUGUACAUGUACAUGUAUGAAUGCACCCGUACUUACAGUCAGGGGUUUCAAAAUGUUUCAUAGUAGCAGGCAGAUGGAUGAAAGCAGGCGGCAGUGAGUCCAUCCCCUAUUGACCUUAUUCAUAAAAGUAAGAAGUUGUCGGACCAAGGUCCCAAUGAGAAGGUGCCAAUAUUGAUGGUCAUAAUAACUGUGUACAACUAUGUUGUUUUGGCCAUUAUUGGAUACAUCAAGGAAUACUUGUGGAAAUUGGGUGUCCUUAAGUCCCCUGGGGCUUGUGAGUCUCCCAAAUUGAAGGACUUUGUUCCACUUUAUCAAGACUUUGACAGCAUUUAUAUUCGCAAUAUAUAUCGGAAACUUAAGGAUGUAUUUGAGGUUCCAAUCUGUAGUGUUCCUGGUGCAGAAAUGGAUGUCAUGGAAAGGCUGUCUCCAGACUAUAACUGGACUUACACUUACACGGGGCGAAGUUUCAGAUGUAUCAACCUGGGCUCUUAUAACUACCUUGGCUUUGCUGAAAACUCAGGACCACGUAAUGAAAUGGUAGAAAGUGCGGCACGAUACUACGGGAAUGGUGUCUGCAGCUCUAGACGAGAAUUAGGUACUACAGACAAAGUCGAGGAGUUAGAGAGGUUAACUGCCCACUUUCUUGGAACUGAAGCUGCAAUGACGUUCAGCAUGGGCUUUGCUACUAAUGCUUUGAAUAUUCCUUCCUUGGUGUCUGAGGGUUGUCUGGUGAUAAGUGACAAGUUCAAUCAUGCUUCCUUGGUGCUUGGUAUAAGACUGUCGGGUGCAUCAGUCAAGGUGUUUGAACACAAUGACAUUGAUGAUCUAGAGCGUGUUUUGAGAGGAGCAAUCUCUUCUGGUCAACCAAGAACUCACAAGCCCUGGAAGAAAAUUCUGGUAGUUGUAGAAGGGAUCUACAGUAUGGAAGGGUCCAUUGUCAAACUGCCAGAAAUUGUAGCUCUCAAGAAGAAAUACAAGUUCUACCUCUAUCUGGAUGAGGCUCACAGCAUAGGUGCCCUUGGCUUGAGGGGAAGGGGAGUGUUGGAUUUUUAUGGAAUCGAUCCCAAGGAAGUAGAUAUCCUCAUGGGAACUUUUACGAAGAGCUUUGGUGCUUGCGGAGGAUACAUAGGUGGAAGCUCAGAACUGAUUGAUCACAUCAGAAGGCAUUCUCAUAGUUCAGCAUAUGGUGCCUCAGCCCCUGCUCCUAUUGUGCAGCAGAUUAUCUCAAGUAUGACAGCCAUCAUGGGAGAAGAUGGUACAAACACAGGUCAAAACCGCAUCAAACAACUAGCUUGGAAUACCAAGUACAUGCGCCAUCGACUCAGGGAGAUGAAAUUCAUUGUCAUUGGUCAUGAUCAGUCACCAGUUAUACCUGUUAUGAUAUACAUGCCAACAAGUGUUGGCGCUUUCAGCCGCAUAAGCCGACUGAGGGGCUUGAGCACAGUUUCUGUGGGAUUUCCAGCCACAAACCUCAUUGAAGCAAGAAUCAGAAUCUGUCUUUCAGCCGCACAUACCAAGGAGAUACUGGAUAAGGCAUUGGAGAUAAUAAGUGACGUUGGAGAUGAGAUUUGGGCUAAACGGUCCAAACUGCUACCACCCCCAGCGCUGUCCGACGAAGAACUAAAACAACCUGUUUGGUGUUGACGAGACUGUGAAUCAACCUCUUACAUGUAACUUGGUGCUCCACAUCUUUCUACUCUUUCUGCUCUUUGAGUGGAAUACAUGUACAUUGCAUUGAUAGUCCUAGGUAAGGAUUUAACAAUGAGAAGUAACUCUGUGCGCAAUAGUUACUCAGGCAUAUGAUUACAGAAUGCAUGUGUUUUUGAAUUAUCCCUUCAUGGAGUAGGUAAGUUAAGUCACUACCAAGCAUACUUAUUCUAAUUCUUUCAAUUUCACCAUUAUGAAACAGUUGUUACUUGUAUGCAACACAUGGCAAAAUCCUGAAUAAAUCGCUGCAUCAUAUAUCACUGAUAAAGUCUGAAUGGUUAUUUCCAUGGAUAAAUUCUUACGUUUAUACCACCAAUGGGAUCAGAAAUUUCUUGAGGCUGUCCAGUAGAGCUUCCAUUUACUGGAGAAUGGGACUUCUAUUAUUGGCCGCACCAUGUAUUGGGAUGAAAAAUUCAGUGAUGCAUGAUCAGCAAUCUUAGCAUUUGAUGUGUGACAGUGGGAUUUUCCUCUGUGGAGAUGUUUCUAAUGAAAUCUGUUGAUAAUCUGCCAUAAUCAGAGAACAAUCUUGGGUAAAUCAUCAGGGUGUUUCUAAGCUGAGGAUGUUGAAGUCUGAUAUCUCAUAGCAUUUCUGUGCAGUGUGAAUGACAAAUGGGGAAAUUAAUCUUCUUUUGUUUUGAGUGACCACAUUUUUUGUUUGGCUUGUUUGGUUUUGGUUGGUGUUGAUGGGGUUUUUGUUAUCUUUUGAUGGGUGUAUCCGAUCAGGUGUUGAGUGCCUUGUUUAACAAAAGAGUAUUUUGCACAUAAUGGUGGUGCCUUGGCAGUGGCAUUACAGUGCAGCUGAUUAAUACACAGUAUAACUCACUAAACACUGAAGAAAUGUCCUCUAGAAUAACCUUCAGUCUGUCACCCCAUGCCUUUAAAUUGUGCCUCCAGUACUAGCUUUGUAAAUACAAAUGUAUUCUACUUGAAGUCAUUUCCAAAGAUCAAGUUAUACGUAAUCUAAUACCUUUUAGCCUAUGUUAAUACAGUUCAGCUCUAACUUUGAAUGUGUGAAUUACUGUGUGCAAAUGAGCCAAUGUUGUUAGGCACAUUUCCAAGCAAUUUGCUAUUGGAUGUAGUAUGCACAAAAUUAUGUUAAACUCACACUUUUUAAAUUUGACAAUAUUUCCUCGUUUUGUUUUCUAUAUAUUUAGAUGUUUUUUGCACAUGAUGCCUUGUGUAUUCAGUCUUACUUGGAAAUAUAAGCUCUCUUGUUUCUGCAUAAAAAUUUCGGUCAUCUAUCUGCAGUGAGGAUAGCAAAGUUCAGUGGAACAAUUACAUUAUUACGAAAUUGCAACCACAAAUGCUCAAAUUAGUACUACAAGUAGUGCAUGUAUUCCAUUAUAAUAUUGUUUGGAGUGUUUAACAACUCCAAAAAUCUCAUUCCAAAUAAGUGGGAGAAACAGGAGCAUUAGUUUUGUUGAAAAACAUGUGGACAACAUACAUUUUAAAGAUGUUUUAGUGAAAAAGUUUCCUGUUGGCAACUGGAAGGCAGAUCGUGCUUCUGUGUUGAUUACACCUGACCUAAAAAUUAGCAUACUCCAAAGAAAAGAAAGAAAAAAAAUCAACUGUUCCCUUCACUGAGACCAUUAUUGGUGAAAAGAAUAAUUGUAAAUUCUCUUGUCCAGCACAAUUCGCACCAGAUGAAAUUAUUAUUGUGUCAUUUUAGGGUGAAGUCAUUAAUUGGGAAGUUAUUUUUACAACUUUUCACAAAAUAGGAAACACAUGUUAACCAUCAAUUACUUUUAACAACCAGAUUGAGGAGACUUGAAAUAAGAUAAUUUGUUGUUUUUCAUGACACUUGCAGAGAUUACUGUAUAACAUUAUAUUCCUCUUUGACCAGUGCAACAUUGUGAUUAGCCAAACUACACCUCUCAAGUUUAAGAAAAUGUGCAACAUGUGCUUAACGAGAGUGUGGUUCUAAUGCAGUAAUGGCAUUUCUUCAAAACUCUAUGUAAGAUAUAAAGGCUGGAUUGUUCCAAUGAGACCAAACUAAAUGACAUUGUAUUAUAAAACAGAGUCAGUUAAACCUACGUGUAUGGUUAAACUCUGUAUACCCAGUUGACCUUCUUCCUGUUAAUGACACUUACUGCAAGUUGAUAGCAGCAGUUUUUACUGAAGGUCAGAUUACUGCCAGUCUAUUCAUGGAUGAGUUUUGUUCAUGAAUUUAGUACAUACAUACAUACAUGUACAUACAUGUUUAUUUGAAUAUAUUUCGAUUUUGUUGGCUGUGUAGUUUUUCAGAUUUCUGGUACAUUUAACUCAGGAAUACUUACCAUUGAAAUCAUCUGAAGGCAUGUAUAGAAGAACUUGGAAGUGAAUAUGUGCAUGUUGCAACUAUUUGAUCUUCAAAGUUUCGAAACCUUGAAAAAGCAGAAUUAUUGAAGUAUGCUAUUGGAUAUUAAAUGUGAAAAACACUUUUACAUUUUUGGGCUGUCAUUCUUGAUGUUGCUUAACAUUGUUUGUAAAGUAGGGGAAAAUAAGGACUUUACUAAUUGAAAAGUACACCACAGCUGUCCUGUGUAUGACCUGAAGACAUACCCCAACCUUAUCCCCUGGAUUUGUUUUAGGUUAGUAUUCAUAUACACAUAAAAUGAUGCAACAAAGCUUUGUUGUGGAGUAUGGUGGUUCUGUAAAACUUGUCGUAUGUAACAUUUACCUUAAUUGCUUUUCUUGCUAGUUUUAGUACUAUGCUAUAAUUUUGCUAUUUGUGUUUUACAUGCUAACGAUCUAGAUCACUGACACUAAAGCAUUUAGUAUUUUUAACCUCAGUAUUGCCUUAAUUUUUAAUGCUUUGAUAUUUCAACUACCAAAAACAGAGUUUUUACUCUUUUUUGGGCACUGUGGUUAUUGUCUCAAAAUAGUCCGGUAUUGAAAGGAUAGAGCCUCUUGGACUUGAUUGAAGGCCAUGGUUUUUGAUGUGACAGUUCAAAGACUUGUCAUUUCUUUGCCUACAUACUGUUUAUUUAUUUUUGUUUAGAUGACUACAUCUACUGAAGUAUGGAGAAAUACAGCUAGCCCAUAACUUAAUUAUAGUCUGUAUUUUAUGACAGAUUGUGUUAGACAAACUAAUUUCCAUAUUAAGUUAUCUUUUGAUGGUUAUUUCAUUCAGUUUUGUGGUUAGUUUUGGAAUUAUGUGUUUAAUUCCCUCCCCCCCCACAAAAACUGUUUUAGUCCCUCAUUCUUGCCCACGUUAAAGAGUGUGGUUCCACCACUAUUUGUUUGGGGUACAACUGAGAGAGGCAAGGAUGUGUUAUACAUUAAUACCAGGAGUCUGCUGUCAGUGUGUUUGUGUUGUUUAGGUGCACACGGGCAGGACCUUUGCAUGGGGGAAGUUUCCCACCGUAAGGUAAAUUAGGAUCCAUUUUUUUGGAAUUUCUCUGUCCCACAGCAAUUUUGUUCCACUCAAAAUUGAUGUAAUGAUGAGUGUAUGUCCUCACAACCACAAAAUAAGUGUCUGUACAUUUGCAUUUUUUAUGUUCACAUGUGCAUUCCUUGUGUUGUGGGAGUGUACAUCCGCUGAACAGCGGGACAGAAGUUGGUGUGGAGACACACGAAAGUCCACACCACACAAUUUACAUGUGCACUUUCAUCAUGGAGCUGUGCUGUCAAUAUCUUCUUUUCCUCUUGAAUAAACUGUGCAUAUGGUCAUUUAGUUGUACAAAGUGUAAAGUAGAAAUAGCAUAAUUAAAGUUUGUUUAGAUGAACUGGAAGAAAAUGGAAUACCAGGAGUUCAUAUAAAAAUAUUGUUUAACUCUUUUUGUCAACUGUGAAGGCACUUUAUGACUAUUCAGCACACUAUUAAUAUUAAUAAGCUUACAAGAGCUUAUAAAUAGUAGUUUGAUUUUGCUACAACAAUUAUGAAGAAAGAUUUUAACAAUCUACAUGUAUAUGCCACUGUAAUUGCAUGUGAUUUUGUAAAUAUUUUUCCAUACAUCAAUUGAAAUAUAUUUAAUUUUGUCAUGGUGAUUGAUAUUUUUGAGAGAUGUAACUAUUGAGUAUAUUCCAAGUAUUGCAUUGAUGUUAGUUACGUGUGUGUAGUAUAUGGCAUUAUUUCACCAGUUGGAAGACUACACACAAGUCUUGAAGAUUGGCAGGUACAUUUUAAUCAAUUGGCAUAAAGGAAAUGACAUUCUAUGAUAGGGUUUGUAGAUCCUUAAAUGAAUGAUCAAAAAUAAUGAUUAAAAUCAGUUCAAACCUAUUCCAUCUGUUUUUGGAGAUGAAAAUCUUAUACACAGAGAUGCUUUAUUUUCAUUGGUAUUGACUACCAUUCUUAAAACUGGCUUCACUUUCAAAUUUUUGCUCGUUGCAAAUUUAGACUGACAGACUGCUGGACUGUUUCAAAUUUUGUAACUACAUAUAGUUGACUUGAAUUGUUCAUGUUUGUGGAAAAUGAUACACUUCACAAGUUUGCAAUAUCAUAGCAGUAAGUACAACCAGUUAAAUACAGUACUUGUAUUUGUGUUAUGCCAAAUACACCAAUGAUGUGAACUUUCCCUGAAAAUAAUAUAUUUGCCAAAAAGGCUUUCUUGCAUGUUUUUUUAAAAUUGUGGCCCAAUUAUUUUUGAUUUGCCCGUAACCCAUAGAAUUGAUGCACUUUUGCCAAGGUUUUGUACCAGUUACGUGGAAGAACUACAUGUAGUGGUGUAGUUGAUGUAAAAGUUGUACAUUAGAAGGUUUGUUAUUUCAAAAGUAGUUUAGAAUGUGACUUAUUACAUUUCAUAGCUAAAAAGUAGAGGUGUUAUAUAGCUUUUACCUAUGUUGUACCAAAAAGAUGAAAGAUACACAGUUUAUACCAUGGAGAAAUGCUUCAUUGGUUUUUUAAACAGUGUCGUCAACUUGAGUUGUGCAAACAUUGCUUUAGUGGUCUGUGCAUCCAAUUUUUAGCCAGUGCCUGCUCAUGCAAGCAUCAGCAGAGGAACGGUUUUAAAAGUGUGAGGGGGGGAGCUUCGGAAAUUGGACUGAAAAAAAUACAGUUAUGAAGUUACAGUGUACCUCCAACGGCUGGCAGGCCUAUAGAGUGGGGAGGGGGCAAAAUAACUACCUUUUCAAAGGAGUGUGAGUAGGGGGGGAACGGCCCCCAGCCCUCCUGGUUCUGCCGCUGGUGCAUGCAAGUCAUUCAUACAAAUCUCAGAUUGUUUACCUUCAAUUGAAUAUUUACCUUCAGUUGAAUAAGUUGUACACCUCACUUUCAUAAAAGGUUGUGUUUAGUAGUUUGUGUUUUAGGAGUUAAAACACUAAAAUAAAAAAUAACAGUUUGGUGUGUUAAUUAUAUGAAUUAGUAAGGCAGGUUAUGCAUGUGCAUGUAAUUGGUACAUUGCUGUAAUAAAGCAUUUUUUUAAAAAGA
Acanthaster planci (crown-of-thorns starfish) is the source of this 7903-nucleotide messenger RNA. RefSeq names its product serine palmitoyltransferase 2-like. Gene Ontology annotation, cellular component: serine palmitoyltransferase complex. The record is from RefSeq and is a predicted model, not a curated record. Gene Ontology annotation, biological process: sphingosine biosynthetic process; ceramide biosynthetic process. NCBI's taxonomy places the organism in Eukaryota, Metazoa, Echinodermata, Asteroidea, Valvatida, Acanthasteridae. Gene Ontology annotation, molecular function: pyridoxal phosphate binding; serine C-palmitoyltransferase activity.